Molecule: messenger RNA, 880 nt
Organism: Hydractinia symbiolongicarpus
Lineage: Eukaryota; Metazoa; Cnidaria; Hydrozoa; Anthoathecata; Hydractiniidae
Exons: 6
Coding region: 506-880 (124 amino acids)
Molecular function (GO): DNA-binding transcription factor activity
Source: RefSeq, a predicted model, not a curated record
AAAACUCUAAUAACAAGUGCCAGGUCGGAGGUCCUAUUUUGCUCGGCGACUAACUUUAGAAAUUCGAGUAGCUGACAUACGGAGGCCAUUCUUGUCUCGAUGAUUCAUGAGACGCGCGAAAAAACUGCGCACGAGGUUCGGUUUCUCUUGGUUUUCUCGAACGCAUUGGUUUCUUCAAAAUUACUUGCGUUAUAAUUUUUAAUCUAUGAUCUAUUAUCAUGGAAAAAGACCAAGCAAAGAUUGAUUCAAGCGAUUUUAAAAUAGGUGAAUUCACUGUUUUUUUAUUUCAUUUUUAUUUCUGUUUAUCGUGAAAAAAAAUCAAUUUUGAUAUACUCGUGUUGUAGAAUAUGAUGGAAAAGGACUAUUUUCAAGUGACGAAGAAGAUGAUUCGUUCUUUAAAUCUGAUGCGAUAGAUGAAAUUUUAAAAAUACAAAAAAAUCAUGCGCAAUCUCGAAAAAGGAAACUUGAAAGAAUAGUGGAGCAAAAACAUGAAAGUAAAUCUGAUAUGGAAGUGGAAAAACCCCCAGAGAUUGUAGAAAAAGUGCAAAGAAAACAAAGUUGGACAGAAUGUGUAGACUCCUUACGAGAAGCUAAAGAAAUAAUUCAGCAACAUGAAAUAGAAACCGGAACAUCGUAUUCUAACUACUUUAAGGAUGUAGCUUUCGGUGAAGACAAAAUUGAAUUAAAAGGAAAGUGUAUUUUGUUUGAAGACAAAAAAUCUGCCAUCUCUCAAAUAAUGUUCGAAGGGGUACCGUUUAUAGUUGUUGGAACAAAAAGCCUUGAUUGCGCCCAUGGUACUGAUAGGAAUGCUUCUCACAAGAAAAAAAGAAAAGGAAAUAAAAUAAGAAUGAUCAUUCAAUCGGAGCCUCGCGCUUCUUAG